Messenger RNA from Melanotaenia boesemani (Boeseman's rainbowfish), 1666 nucleotides. RefSeq names its product UEV and lactate/malate dehyrogenase domains (gene uevld). Gene Ontology annotation, biological process: protein modification process; carboxylic acid metabolic process; protein transport. The transcript has 12 exons. NCBI's taxonomy places the organism in Eukaryota, Metazoa, Chordata, Actinopteri, Atheriniformes, Melanotaeniidae. Gene Ontology annotation, molecular function: oxidoreductase activity, acting on the CH-OH group of donors, NAD or NADP as acceptor. The record is from RefSeq and is a predicted model, not a curated record. The coding region runs from base 145 to 1557 and encodes 470 amino acids.
UUCUCGGGUAAUGACGUCAGCCUAGCGUAGUUGCCUUUGGCUACUUCCGGAAGUUUGUUUAUAGUGCUGAAGUUAAACGCAAGAAAAUUAAAAUCCUGGUAGAAAAACACCUUUAUCUUUUUCAUAGUUGUUGGACUUGAAUAAAUGGACUUGGGUUCAGAGAAAAUACAGCGGAUCCUCUCCAAGUACAAAUUUCGCGAUGUGGCCGUUGAGGAGCUGCAGAAAAUCAAUAGAAUCUUCCCCGGGAUGAAACCUUCCCCUGACACUUACACGUUCAGUGACAGCACCCAAAAAGAUCUCCUAAAAUUAAAUGGUGUCAUUCCUGUAAAGUAUGAAGGUCGCUCCUACAACUUCCCCAUUCAGCUGUGGCUUUUGGAUUCCUUCCCCUUCACUCCUCCCAUAUGCCUCCUGAAACCCACCGCAAACAUGGUCAUCAGGGAAGGAAAACAUGUUGAUGCGAAAGGAAGGAUUUACCUACCAGGACUGCACAACUGGGAUUAUCCUAAAUCAUCAGUAGUGGUUCUCCUGAAUGAGAUGAUUGCCAAGUUCGAGGAGGAUCCUCCGCUGUCUUCAAAGAGCACAGUGGACACCAAAGACCCUCAUGAGCUCCUGGCAUUUGUCUCUAAUCUCCAGAUAAAUGAAGGUGGAGUCAGGCAUCCCGAUCAAACGACCAGCAAAGUAUCAGUUAUCGGGGGAGGAGAUUUAGGAAUGGCAUGUGUGAUGAGCAUUUUAGCGAAGUGUAAAGUGGAUAAACUUGUUUUCAUUGACAUUGCUGAGAGCUCCACCAAAGGCGGUAGUACAGAUCUAGAGAUUUUCAGCCUCCCACAGGUUGAGGUAUCCAAAGAUUUAUCAGCCUCCGCAGGCUCCGGGGUUGUCGUGGUGACAGCAAACGCAUGGAGCAGUGAGCAGUCAUAUGUAAACGUGGUUCAGACUAAUGUCGACUUGUACAGAAAACUAAUCCCAAAUCUGGCACAUCUCAGCCCUGCUGCUGUUAUGCUAAUUGCAUCACAACCAGUGGACAUCAUGACCCAUGUUGCCUGGAGGCAGAGUGGCUUGCCUCCAACGAGAGUUGUCGGAGCAGGGUGCAACCUGGACUCUGAGCGACUUAGUUAUGUUCUGGAUAUUAACCUUAACACUCAUAAACCUGCAUGGGUCAUAGGAGAGCUUUCAGACAACAAAGUUGCUGUGAUGAGCAACAUUGGGCUAAACUCCGAUGUAAACCCAGAAAUCGCCCCAGGAAGUGUUUCUACAAAACCAUUAUUGGACAGAGCAUUUGAGCUCAUGAAGAAUCGAGGCCAGCGAUCAUGGUCUGUGGGUCUCUCCAUCGCAGACAUCACAAACAGUGUGUUGACAGACAAGAAGAAGACACACUCUGUCUCCACACUGGCCCAGGGCUGGGGUGGUAUAGGUGCGGAGGUGUUCUUCAGCAUCCCGUGCAUUAUGGGAGCAAAUGGUUCCACACGCCUUGCUGGAGUGUCUCUUGGACAGGAAGAGGACUCCAAACUCCGGGAAAGCGUUACCUCCCUUUCCAACCUAAUGAGCCAGCUCAGAAUAUGAAGGACGUGAGCAGUGGCGUUGCUGCUUAGGAGUCAACACUCCAUCAGAGAAGGGACUGUGCCUGUGCUGAAGUUGUUCACACUAUUUUUAAUAUAUAGUACUAAUAUCC